This is a messenger RNA of Pezoporus flaviventris, 1863 nucleotides long. RefSeq names its product dynein light chain Tctex-type family member 5 (gene DYNLT5). The record is from RefSeq and is a predicted model, not a curated record. Gene Ontology annotation, cellular component: cytoplasmic dynein complex; cytoplasm. NCBI's taxonomy places the organism in Eukaryota, Metazoa, Chordata, Aves, Psittaciformes, Psittacidae. Gene Ontology annotation, biological process: microtubule-based movement. Gene Ontology annotation, molecular function: dynein intermediate chain binding.
AUGGCUGCGGCCGGGCUGUGCGGGCUCGCUGCCGGCAGCGCCGCCCCGCGGCCGAGGGAGCCGGGAGCCGUGCUCCGCCACCGGCCGCCCCGCUCCCGCCAUUCCGCCUGCCCUCAGCAGCGGAGCGGGAUGCAGGGCGGAGCGGCCGGCAGCGAGCCCCCGUCCUUCGGUCCUUCCAAGCGCUUCCCGGUGGCGGCGGUGGAUGCUAUCCUGAGGGAUGUGCUGGGGAGCUGCCUGAGGGAGCAGCCCUACGAGCCCGUGCGGUGCAGGGAGAUGGUGAAGGACAUCGCUGAGCUUAUUAAAGCGCGGGUAAAAGACCUGAUGAUACCCAGGUACAAGAUCGUUGUGGUGACACACAUUGGGCAGCUGAAGGAGCCGAGCAUCCAGAUCGGAAGCAGGUGCCUGUGGGAUCCUGUGAGCGAUACGUUUUCAUCGUACGUGUUCAAGAACGCGUCACUGUUUGCUCUUGCAAAUGUCUACGCUGUUUAUUUGGAAUAAGGUAGAGUUUAACCGCAGGAGAAAUGAAUAUCCAGCCUAACUCUCCCUGUUUCUGUUGCGGAAAAGGGUUGUGAAGGACCAAGGCAACUUUCACCUGUUUGAAAUGUGGUUACCAUGAGCCUUCCGGUGGUGAAUGUAAUAACUGUACUUCCCAGAGUUUCCUCUGGGCCGUGAUUUGCUGUGACAUAUGAUUUGCACCUGAUUCUAGCUGCUUUCAGAACUGGGUGUCCCUGAAAUACUUUCUUUUGCCCUGAAUUUGUUCUUACUGAGUAACCCCAAGUAGAAAACACAGAGGGAUUUGGGGAAAGUAAACCAAAAGCAUUUUAAAACCGUCCCUGUUAAAUGGCAACUGCAGGCAGGGAAACACAUGCUGGGCCUGUGGCCCUGGCUCCAUGCACAUACUGUGUUGCAGGUGCUGUGUCCCAUCAAGCUGUGAUAACUCGGUGCUGCGAGUUACCCUGCCCUGCCUGGGGGACAGGGGGGUACCUUCAAACCUUCCUGCUGAAGAGAGGAAAGGAGAAUGAGUCAUUCUGGCCUGCCUCCCCUUGCACCCUGAGUACAGAAAAGGUGGCCAGGAAAAGGUGUCUGGUUCUGCUUUGAGGAGACUAGCUCAGUCCCAUAGGGUUUGAAAUCAAGUGAAAAACAUCUUCAAAUUAUGUUUAAAGUAUAUAGAUCUAACAUAUCUGGGCCCUUCUGUUGAAGGUGCUUGAAUCCAGCAAAGAAAAAUUGAAUUGGGGUUCUCAUCUGAUAGAUACCUAUAGCUAAGAGAGGAAGUACAGCCCUGUGAGCUCAGAAGUGUGUUUCCAGUCUCUCUGGAUGCACAUUAACUGUUCACUUGGUAGGGCCUUGUAUAGUCAUUACUGGAAGCAGCUGGAAUAGGAAAUAAAUCCUAGCUAUUGCCUGCCCAGUUUGGGGCUGGUAAUGGCUGGUGGCAGCUCCUGCCUGCUGCAGCCCUUUUCUGCUGCAGUAGUGGGGUCUGGCUGACUUGCUGCACUGUGUGGUACUCCACCAGAGCUGUCUGCAUGGCCUGGGUUUGGUUCUGGUUCUGAAAAAGGACUUCUUGCUACCCAUAUUUCACAGCUGAAACCUGCUGCUGGGCUUUCAUAAGAGAAUGAGCAUAUAAUAAAUUGUGUGGUUUGUUGGAUUUUAUGUGGAACUAGAACAGUAGUUAGAUGGAAACAGAUAUUUGUACUGAUGUCUAGAAGUUUAAUUCUAAACCACUGUGAAGACUUUGUGGCAUCCAGGCAUUCCAGCCUGAACUGUCCUUGCAGCAUUUACUAGCUUGCACUACAUUGAACAUUCAGCCUUUACUCCCUAGUGUGCUCCAGAAAAUAAAGCUACAGUUCAAGAAUACAACUGAAAUAA